This is a messenger RNA of Westerdykella ornata, 525 nucleotides long. RefSeq lists its product as uncharacterized. The coding region runs from base 65 to 328 and encodes 87 amino acids. NCBI's taxonomy places the organism in Eukaryota, Fungi, Ascomycota, Dothideomycetes, Pleosporales, Sporormiaceae. The record is from RefSeq and is a predicted model, not a curated record. The transcript has a single exon.
AUGCCAUCUUCUCCAGUUCCGGUGCGAGGUUUUCUUCAAUUGAACUUAUUACACAGUAUACCCCAUGUCACGUGCUGCAUCCAUGGCUUUCGCUGCAGGAAGUGACCACCCGCUGCAUGCACAAGCUUGGCGCAGGGUAUAUCUGCCCUCUCCCGAGGUCGUACUCCGUACAGAGAGCCCCUCAUCAGACACAUACGACACAUAUAUACAGAGCUUGCUUCUCACACCGAGAUCCCCACUCGUGACACCCCAAUUCGCAACUUCUCCCAUUGUAGCGAAAUCCUCUUUUCAGCCAACCAAGGUCUUCAUCGCGGCCAUUUUUCUUUAGCGCAUACGACCAAAUCCUAGAUCCAGAAAGAAGGCAGGCUCGUUAACAUUAUGGUUGGAGCAAGCUGUCUCUGCGGCGCCGUCCGCAUCCAAUUUUCAGACGAAGUAUUGGCCAAAGUACGCUCUCCUCUCCAAUCCACCAACCCCCCUCCCCCCGCCCCAAAAAAAAAAAGAAAAAAAAAAUAAAAAUAAAAACAC